CUCCACACGUUGCAUCUGCUGGACUGCACCAUGCAGAGGAGUCCCCACUCCACGUACAACACUGCUCAGCAGACUCACGCGUCGUCUAAUAACUUUGAGGCCCUAGGACACCAUGAGCAGCUGGAUCCUAAGGACAGUCAAGACUCUGAGGACCCAGGAGAAUACUGUUCUGGUGGGUACCACCCUGUCCAGAUAGGUGACACCUUCAACAGACGAUACCAGGUGCUUUCCAAGCUGGGCUGGGGCUAUUACUCCACUGUGUGGCUUUGUCUGGACCUCAGGCUCGGUUGGCGCGUUGCUGUGAAGGUGCUGAAGAGCGGAGCUGGCUUCACCCAGGCAGGACAGGACGAACUCGCUCUCCUAAGAUGCGCUAGUGGUCCUACGAGCAGGCAUCCUUCCAGUCGAAGGAUCGUUCAGCUGCUGGAUGAGUUCAAGCUGGCCGGGGUCAACGGGGUUCAUAUGUGUCUGGUGAUGGAGCUGCUGGGGUCCGACCUGAGAAGUGUUUUGGGGGCUCCUGGACUGAUGCGGCCUUCAGUUAAACAAAUACUCACUCAGGUUCUUCAAGGCCUGGAUUACCUCCAUACUUGGUGUAAAAUCAUCCACACGGAUGUCAAGCCCGAGAACAUCCUGCUGUGCCUGGAGGAGCAGUCCCACAAAGUACCAGCGGGGGACAACAGCUCCUCCUAUGUACUGACUGGGAAAGAGGCCAAGUCCACAGAGAAGGAGCAGGUGAAGCCGUACAGUUUAAAGGAAAUUAGAGUGAAGAUUGCUGACCUGGGCAGCUCCUGCUGGGUGUACAAACAUUUCUGUGAGGAGAUUCAGACCCGUCAGUAUCGCUCACUGGAGGUUUUACUGGGAUCUCAGUACGGUCCUCCUGCUGACAUCUGGAGUGUCGCCUGCAUGGCCUUCGAGUUGGUUACUGGAGACUCCCUAUUUGAACCCAAAGCCAGCGAGUCCAUUUCCCUGAAGGAAGACCAUAUAGCCCAGAUCAUGGAGCUGCUUGGUAAAAUCCCACCAGCUGUUGCCUUGUCGGGUAAAUGCUCUGCAGAGUACUUCAACCGCAGAGGUGACCUGCGUCAAUUCGGCCCGCUGAGGCUCUGGAGCCUCUUCGACGUUCUGGUGGAGAAAUACCACUUCCUGUUGGAAGAGGCCACUGGAUUCUCAGAUUUCGUUCUUCGCAUGUUGGACUACCAUCCGGAGAGGAGAGCUACCGCUGCACAGUGCCUCCGCCACCCUUGGCUGACCUCCUGAUAGCCUCCCAACAGACCCCACAGGCGUCGUCUCCCAUCUGCCGUCCUCGCGGGCCAGACGCUGUCAGGAGCUCGGCCUGGCUGACUUGUGAACGUAUACCAGCCACAAACUCAAUCUGUGAGACGUUAAAAAAUGCACAGGGCAUCUUUGAGGUUUUUAUUGGCCUACUAUCCAAAGACCUACUCACUUUAAUUGGUGAAUUCCUGUAGAAUGUGGUGUUUUCCAGAUUCAGCACCAGAUUCAGAGUAGGAUACUCUUGCCCUUUAUGCUGCUUUUUUUAUUUGUUGUUUUACAUAGAUUUUCUCUAGUGUAGCUACUAUAAGUCUGACUACCAGACUUUUGAGUCCUACAAGUAGCUCCAGAGAGUGAUUUUCCAUCAUCUCUUGCUAAACUGACAGGCCUGACACGACUAGCCAGUGAGAAGUUGUCUAUUUGAUAACUAUGAGUGAAGCUAUUAUUCAGUGCGAUUAAUUGUGAAUUAAUAAAAUCAUUAUUUUUUAAAGUAUACAUUUCAUGAUCAUUCAUAUUGUAUGUACUUUAGAACUAGGGUUGGUAAUCUUAAGAAACUAGCAAGAGUAUACUGGAUAAUUCUUGCCAACUCUUUUCCAAGGAAAGUCGCCAAGUCGGCAACCCAUCCC
This is a messenger RNA of Anarrhichthys ocellatus (wolf-eel), 1889 nucleotides long. Its product is annotated as SRSF protein kinase 3. The transcript has 12 exons. Gene Ontology annotation, molecular function: ATP binding; protein serine/threonine kinase activity. The record is from RefSeq and is a predicted model, not a curated record. The coding region runs from base 31 to 1251 and encodes 406 amino acids. Gene Ontology annotation, cellular component: nucleus; cytoplasm. Lineage: Eukaryota; Metazoa; Chordata; Actinopteri; Perciformes; Anarhichadidae. Gene Ontology annotation, biological process: regulation of mRNA processing; spliceosomal complex assembly; peptidyl-serine phosphorylation.